Messenger RNA from Oncorhynchus keta (chum salmon), 4638 nucleotides. Its product is annotated as coiled-coil domain-containing protein 149-like. NCBI's taxonomy places the organism in Eukaryota, Metazoa, Chordata, Actinopteri, Salmoniformes, Salmonidae. The transcript is spliced from 13 exons. Bases 135 to 1451 code for a protein of 438 amino acids. The record is from RefSeq and is a predicted model, not a curated record.
GACGGAAGUGAGGUAGACUGAAAUAGCAUGUCUUCCUAUGCAGAAUAAAUACAGUGAUGCUUCCCUCUUGAUACUGACUGUACCGUCAAGCUUGAUAAACGAGAACAUUGAAAGGCUGUCAUAAAACAAACGAGAUGAAUUCCUCAAGAAGAAGCGAAAGCGAUUGGCAGGGUUUGGUCAGCGAGUUCCUGGUGUGUAAGCGCAAGUUGGAGAGCAAGAAGGAGGCCCUCCUGAUUCUGUCCAAGGAGCUGGAUACCUGUCAACAGGAGAGAGACCAAUACCAGCUGAUGGCCAACCAGCUCCGAGAACGCCACCAGGGACUCAAGAAGAAGUACAGGGAACUCAUAGAUGGAGACUCCAGUCUACCACCUGAAAAACGAAAUCAAUUGAAUUUGGCCCAGCUGUUGAGAGACUCCAGAGAAAGGAGUAAGCAGCUGUCUGAAGAGGUGAAGGAGCUGAGUCAACGACUGGCUGAGGCCCAGGGGGAUAACAAGCUCCUGCGGAUGACCAUAGCCAGACAGAGGUUGGGGGAUGAAGAGGUGGGGGCAAGGCACUUCCAGGCCUAUGAGCGGGAGGACCUGGUCCAGCAGUUGGAGACGGCACGAGAGCAGAAUGAGGAGCUGGAGCACAGUGUGAAAUCUCUGACGGAUGAGCUGCAGGAUGUGAGGGCGGAGCGCAACGUGUUCCAGGAAAAGGCCCAGCGGCUGAACCACGAGGUGAACCACAUCUUGGGGGGACACGAGUGUCGGAUUCUAGACGUAGAUGCACUCUGCAUGGAGAACAGAUAUUUACACGAGCGGUUCAAACAACUGCAGGAGGAGGUCACCAUGCUCAAAAUGAAUGUCAUGAAGUACAAGAGUGCUCUGGAGAGCAGGAAGAACUCCAAGACUUAUGGCAAAGCUAACAGCAGUGCACUCACUGGGGUGCUCUCUGCCAAACAAGUGCAGGAAUUAUUGCUUUCUGAGGACAACGGAUGCAGUCUCCCUGUCACGUCUCAGUCCAUCACAGACCUCAAGUCCCUGGCCACAGCCCUACUGGAAACUAUCCAUGAGAAGAACCUGGUCAUUCAGCACCAGCGACAAACCAACAAGAUUCUGGGAAACCGAGUAGGGGAGCUUGAGAAGAAACUGAAGACUCUAGAGGUCUCGGGAUUAUGGAGCCUCCCAGGCCUGACUUACAAUGUGUCUCUGGGAUUCUCUGGAAGAGGGAGAGAUGCCAUCAUCCUGAAUGAAACUCUGCAGCCUAGCUCCACUGUGACAAGCUCUGAGGAGAAGAAAGUACCAUCCAAUGAGCACGAAGUACCCCCUACUGAGCACGAAGUACCCCCUACUGAGCAGGAUGUAACCCCCAAUGAGCAGGAAGUACCUCCCACUGACCACAAAGUACCCCCUACUGAGCAAGAAGUACCUUCCACUGUGCAGUCUACCACAGAGCAGAGGAUGACAAGGUAGCCAAUGACAUGCAGAUCCCCGUCCCCGUCCCAAGACGUGAGGGGGGGGGGGUUACCCAGUGUGACGGGGGAUACAGAAAUAAGCACCAAGGAGUCAGAGCCACUAGUGUCACCAGUCAGCCUGGACACAUCCAAGCAAAACUAGUCAGGCAAAACUGCUGAGGAAGUCACUGACUGUUCUGAAGGAGAGACAAUAAACCUGGAUGAAUGUCAGACUGUCGACCAAUCACAAAGUGCAAAUGAGGUCACGGUGCUUCCAUGGUACCAAUUAGAUGAGACUGUAGGCGGGACUCCAUCCCCUUCCUCAAGGCCAGACUUGGACAUGUCCUCCUGUAAGACAUAUACCACAUAUCAGAGCCUCUAAAGGACACAAAACCCACCCAGAGAGAGGUGAGUUGGUCAGAUGACAACGUCUUUAGGGUGGGGUCUGAGGAGAUUGACAUGGCAGAGGGCUCUAUGACAGAAAACACCAAUCUUCCAUCCUCAACAUCAACCUGCAGCUCUCCUAUUCAAACAAGUCCCACCCACGGGGAGAAUAACCAAUCACACCACAAGUCAGAACAUUCAGAAGAUGUGAGGGUCGAGUGCUUAACGAAUAAGGAGUCAGAAAUCCUUCCCUUGAACAGUAGCCACUCAAAUGCUGAAUGAUCAGACCGGGAUGGGAAAACAGUGAAAAAUGACAGCUACUUCAGCCAAAACCAUGCCUAGAUUGACACUGUAAUAGAAUGGGUUUCAAAAUUCCUGAGGGUGCAUUCUGUAAAAUGUCGUACUGCUUACUGGUGAUUCCAAGCUCCCAAGAUUUCUGAAAGAGAUAUUACUCUGCUACAGUUGCUGUAAUGUGGAAUUGAACCCUGCGGCCCUUCUAUUCAGUUGUUGAAGCUGGCCUGGACUGACCAGUACAGAGAACCUACUAGCUCCUCAUAUGUUCUACUGCUUUUUAUUUUUAUGUACACUGCUCAAAAAAAUAAAGGGAACACUAAAAUAACACAUCUGAGAUCUGAAUGAAUGAAAUAUUCUUAUAAAAUAUUUUUUUCUUUACAUAGUUGAAUGUGCUGACAACAAAAUCACACAAAUGAUCAAUGGAAAUCAAAUGUAUCAACCCAUGGAGGUCUGGAUUUGGAGUCACACUCAAAAUUAAAGUGGAAAACCACACUACAGGCUGAUCCAACUUUGAUGUAAUGUGCUUAAAACAAGUCAAAAUGAGGCUCAGUAGUGUGUGUGGCUUCCACGUGCCUGUAUGACCUCCCUACAACGCCUGGGCAUGCUCCUGAUGAGGUGGCGGAUGGUCUCCUGAGAGAUCUCCUCCCAGACUUGGACUAAAGCAUCCGCCAACUCCUGGACAGUCUGUGGUGCAACGUGGCGUUGGUGGAUGGGAGCGAGACAUGAUGUCCCAGAUGUGCUCAAUUGGAUUCAGGUCUGGGGAACGGGCGGGCCAGUCCAUAGCAUCAAUGCCUUCCUCUUGCAGGAACUGCUGACACACUCCAGCCAUAUGAGGUCUAGCAUUGUCUUGCAUUCGGAGGAACCCUAGGCCAACCGCACCAGCAUAUGGUCUCACAAGGGGUCUGAGGAUCUCAUCUCGGUACCUAACGGCAGUCAGGCUGUGGAGGGCUGUGCGGCCCCCCAAAGAAAUGCCACCCCACACCUGACCCACAGCCAAACCGGUCAUGCUGGAGGAUGUUGCAGGCAGCAGAACGUUCUCCACGGCGUCUCCAGACUCUGUCACAUCUGUCACGUCUGUCACAUGUGCUCAGUGUGAACCUGCUUUCAUCUGUGAAGAGCACAGUGCGCCAGUGGCGAAUUUGCCAAUCUUGGUGUUCUCUGGCAAAUGCCAAACGUCUUGCACGGUGUUGGGCUGUAAGCACAACCCCCACCUGUGGACGUUGGGCCCUCAUUUACCACCCUCAUGGAGUCUGUUUCUGACCGUUUGAGCAGACACAUGCACAUUUGUGGCCUGCUGGAGGUCAUUUUGCAGGGCUCUGGCAGUGCUCCUCCUUACACAAAGGCGGAGGUAGUGGUCCUGCUGCUGGGUUGUUGGCCUCCUCCACGUCUCCUGAUGUACUGGCCUGUCUCCUGGUAGCGCCUCCAUGCUCUGGACACAACGCUGACAGACACAGCAAACCUUCUUCCCACAGCUCGCAUUGAUGUCCCAUCCUGGAUGAGCUGCACAACCUGAGCCACUUGUGUGGGUUUUAGACUCCGUCUCAUGCUACCACUAGAGUGAAAGCACCGCCAGCAUUCAAAAGUGACCAAAACAUCAGCCAGGAAGCAUAGGAACUGAGAAGUGGUCUGUGGUCACCACCUGCAGAACCACUCCUUUAUUGGGGGUGUCUUGCUAAUUGCCUAUAAUUUCCACCUGUUGUCUAUUCCAUUUGCAAAACAGCAUGUGAAAUGUACUGUCAAUCAGUGUUGCUUCCUAAGUAGACAGUUUGAUUUCACAGAAGUGUGAUUGACUUGGAGUUACAUUGUGUUGUCUGGGAGGGGAAAACUGAAAUCUAGCUGUUAUUGCCAGUGAUGUUUAACUCUUUGGUCUAUUAACCAAUUUACAGCAUGGUGACGUCACCAUAGAAAGCCGAAACUCCCGCCCAUGCAAACCUGCUGAUUUAUAAGGUCCUGCGUAGAAUGUAUUUUCAACCAGCAACUGUCAGGAAAUAACACUGAUCAAAUGUUUUCACACUUAUAUGUUGAAUCCAACAUAUCAAUAAUUAACUUGUCAACAACCUGGAACUAAAUUUGAAAUCAACCAAAGCUUGAAACUCUAGGCCUAUAUUGUCUUUUUGGUUGAAUCCUGGGUUAAAUUGCUUAAUCGAAACGAUUGAAAUGCUGCUAGUUUUCCCAGAAAGCUGCCCUUUUCAUUAGCCAAUGCAAUUUUGAAAUGGAAGUGUCAGCCAAUCAGCUCCUUUGUUGUUCAACACAAUGUGCCAUUCCAUAUUUGCUAAUGUGGCUAAUGCUAGCUAGCGUGAGAACAAAAAGGGCAGUUUUCCUGGAAAACUAGCAGUAUUUCAAUCGUCUCAAUUGAGCAGUAUGGAUAAAGGUAACAUUUGGAGUACCAUGGCAUAUCCCAUCCCUGGAUUGAGGUAUGUUUUCUGACGAAUAUCUUGCGCCAUAACCAUGGUGUCUUAAUGUAAACAUGAUUGCGUUCCGACCCUAGUGCAGCUCAGUGUAAACAAGCACAACGGUAGGGUCGGGAU